This is a messenger RNA of Rhopalosiphum padi (bird cherry-oat aphid), 2688 nucleotides long. RefSeq lists its product as uncharacterized. Bases 1 to 2688 code for a protein of 895 amino acids. The transcript is spliced from 12 exons. Lineage: Eukaryota; Metazoa; Arthropoda; Insecta; Hemiptera; Aphididae. The record is from RefSeq and is a predicted model, not a curated record.
AUGGAUGACCGUCGGAAUGACAAAAAGAAGCGUCUAGCACCGUCGAGAUGUACAAUUGAAAUACGUAGGUAUACUUUAAACAGGGAAGCGGAACCUAGCACAUCAUCGAUUCACUUAUUAGGAACUGAUGAAAUAGGAUCUUUACCAUCGUUAUCGUUUAUAGAACCGAUGCUAACUAGUACGCCAAAAUUCGAUUCUAUGACACAUUGCCCUAAAACGUCUUCAUUGGAUACAGAAAUAGGAAGUAGUUUAGUAAACGGUAUACCCUUUCAUGUGUCUGGUGUCGAAAAUCAUCAAUUAUCUGUAGAUUUGUCAUCUGAUGCUGAUACAGUGAUUUCUAAAGAACCUAUUAGAUCUUCAUUAGAUAUUACAGAAACAGGAAAUAGUUUAAUGUUCGGUGUACCCUUAUGUAAUGUGACUGAUGUUGAAAAUCAUGAAUUAUGUGUAGAUUCGUCAUCUGAUGCCGAUACAUUAUUUUAUAGCACUCUUGAAGGCAGAAGAAUAGUAGACAUAUCUCACUUAUUCGAUCAAAUUAAAAACACCGUUCACGAUUCAGCAUUUGGCUGUACUUUUAUAGAUAUGCAAUUUCAGUCGGAAUGUAGAAGAGGAUAUAAAUCGGUUUUUAUAUUUAAAUGUAAAAUGUGUUGUAAAAGUAGUUCAAUUACUACGGAAAAAGAUGUACCAGAAAAUAAUUACUUACCAAUAAAUAAAGCGGUAGUUAGUGGAAGUUUAUCUAUUGGGAUUGGAUUUACUCAAUUAAAUGAACUUUCGGCUUCCCUCGAAAUACCUUGCCUCUCAGCUACUUCUUUUUCAAAAUAUCAAGUAAAAGUUGGAAAUGCUGUUCAGGAUACAGCAUGGGAUGAAAUGAUUAAAGCUGGGAACGAAGAGAGACAAUUAGCUUUAGAAUGCGGAAAUACUGACGUUGAUGGUACACCAAUGUGCACUGUAGUUGCGGAUGGCCAGUGGUCUAAACGCAGCUACAAAACUAAGUACGAUGCAUUAUCAGGAGCGGCUACAAUAAUUGGGUACAAAACUGGUAAAGUUUUAUUUGUCGGCAUUAAAAAUCGGUACUGUGCAGUGUGCCAGAGAUCGAAAUCUCUAAGCCAAGAAAUUCCAAAACAUAAUUGUUUUCUUAAUUGGAAACAAGCGUCCACUGCAAUGGAGGCCGGUGGUAUAGUGGAAGGUUUUUCAAAAAGCGUUGAAAUGCAUGGACUCAAAUUUAAUAAGCUUAUUGGGGACGGAGACAGUAGUGUUGUGAAACGACUAAAUGAGAUUUUACCAUAUGGCCCUAGAUUCAUGAUACAAAAGAUCGAGUGUCGAAAUCACUUGCUGCGCAAUUAUAUAAGUAAACUUAAAAUGCUGGCUACAAAAACUGAAUAUCCAGUAACAAUACGAAAGUUUAUCGUGACUAAUAUCCUAAGAUUUCGAUCUGAUGUUACUAAAGCAAUUAGUUAUCAAAAAGAUAUAUUGGAUAAAUCAAAGAAUCAAAAAAUUGCAGAUCUUAAAAACGAUUUGAAGAAUGCACCUUAUCAUAGAUUUGGACAGCACCAAGAAUGUAAUUCUUAUUUUUGUAAAGGGUCAAAAAUAGGUGAAAUCAACAUGAUACCAGAAGCAUUACGAUGUGGUAUUUUACUAGAAAUAGACAAAAUUACAUCUCGUUUAGUAAAUAAUAGCUCCAGCUUAAUUGAAGAUCUAGAUAACAAUAUAUGCGAGCAAUUUAACUCAAUUAUCAAUAAAUACGUGGGUGGAAAAAGAAUAAAUUUUUCGCAAAGUAAUAAUUAUUCGACCAGAAUAAAAGCAGCUAUUAUUUCCUUUAAUUCUAAAGCAUAUUUAAGCACAAUCCAUAAGAAAAUUAUGAAUUUUAGUCCAGGAACAAUUGGUAAAAAGUUCAUGAAAAAUACUGAUCGAAUAAGACUAAAUACUAUAAACCGACGGAAAUUGUACAAUAGUAAAAAAAUCCAUAGGAAGAAAAUGGUUAGUGCCCGAUCAAAAGGUCCUGACAGUCAUUAUGGGUUAGCUGAACCUCUAAUGGAUACUUUAGAUGAAGAUGAACUACGAAAAAAGAAAAAUUCAUUUAUUCAAUAUCUACAUACAGUUGACUUAAAAAAAAUUGAAAUCGAUACGAGGGAUCAAAACUUGAAUCCCAAUUGGUUUCAAGAACGAAAAAUUAGGUUGACAGCUUCACGAUUUGGUGAAAUUUGCAAAAUGCGACCAAACACCAGCUGCAAGACCAAAGUCCAUAACAUACUGUAUAAGCCUCCUGUUACAUCUAAACAAAUGAGUUAUGGGCAUAAUAUGGAACAUGAAGCUAGAAAAAAACUAGAGGAGAUCAUUAAGCUGGACGUUCAAUUAAGCGGGCUUGUUAUAGAUACUAAUUUUCCAUAUUUAGCAGCAAGUCCAGAUGGUUUGGUUGGGGAUCAUGCUAUUGUAGAAAUAAAAUGCCCAUACACAGCAAAAGAUAGCGAAAACAGUGUUGAUGCCUUGUCAUAUUGUAAUAUAACACAAGAAAAUAAACUUCAGUUAAAAAAUGAUCAUCAGUAUUAUUAUCAAGUUAUGGGUCAACUUCAUAUAACACGUAGAAAUGUAUGUUAUUUUGUUGUUUACGCCAAAAAAUGGAUAAGUGUGGAACAUAUUUAUUACGACAAAACAUUUUGGGAAGAAAAAAUGAUCAAAAAGUUAAAUUUGUAA